This is a messenger RNA of Photinus pyralis (common eastern firefly), 849 nucleotides long. Its product is annotated as U-scoloptoxin(01)-Cw1a-like. Gene Ontology annotation, cellular component: extracellular region. The record is from RefSeq and is a predicted model, not a curated record. Lineage: Eukaryota; Metazoa; Arthropoda; Insecta; Coleoptera; Lampyridae. The transcript has 4 exons. Gene Ontology annotation, molecular function: chitin binding. Bases 375 to 722 code for a protein of 115 amino acids.
UCAAUAUAACUUUUCAAAAAUGCGUCUGUACAAAAAUAAUCAAAAUUCUAUGCGUUUGUUUUAAAAAUAUGUGGAUUGAUAAGGAGUGUGCUCGAAGGUAAGAGAAGCGAUAAGAGUUAGUGGCCUGAUUCACCUAUGCUAAUUCAAUGGUUAAAACCAGAAAUUUACCUGAACGGGCAGUCAUUCUGUUUUGCCGCGUCGGUUCGAUCGCGUUUAAGACGUUUUUUACGUCGAUUUCUGUAGUGUAAAAUAGUGUAUAGUGAAAAAAAUAAUCGUGCGGGUCGUGUACUUAAUAAAUAAGUGAGGACUAAAAGGCCUCCGUUGCUAAAGCCUUUAACAUUUGCCUUCACAAACUCGGCACGAAUUGAGGGAGGAUGCAAUUGGGGCACAAUUUACGAAACAACAUCCCGGGGGUGCAACUCGAUGGUUACAUACCAGGCCAAGAUUAUCCCACUUAUAAUGAAAUACCACGAACUUCAUUUACAUGCGAGCAAAAAAUUCCGGGAUACUACAGCGAUCCAGAAGCUCAGUGUCAAGUUUGGCAUUGGUGCGUACCAGGUGGUCCCCAGUACAGUUUUCUGUGCCCUAAUGGAACCGUUUUUAACCAAUUUGCUAGAGUUUGCGAUUGGUUCUUUAACGUAGAUUGUGCGGGUGUUCAAAAUCUGUACGGAAUUAAUGAAGACUUGUACAUAAUACCGGGGUACAAUCCUCCGCCCCAGUAACGACAACUCACGCCAGAUCACCAAGAUCGAUCUGAUCAUCUCAUAUUUAAGAGUUAUUUAUUAUUUUUAUUUAAUUUUUGUAUUGUACAUAAUAUUUUAAUUGAAAUAAACUGAAUGUCUACGUUUA